Mizuhopecten yessoensis (Yesso scallop) is the source of this 980-nucleotide messenger RNA. RefSeq lists its product as uncharacterized. Lineage: Eukaryota; Metazoa; Mollusca; Bivalvia; Pectinida; Pectinidae. The coding region runs from base 44 to 472 and encodes 142 amino acids. The transcript has 4 exons. The record is from RefSeq and is a predicted model, not a curated record.
CCAUUAGAUAUCAGCUAUGUAUCACAUGUUGUGACAUUAACAUAUGAAUGCUUUCAUGAUAAUCAAGAAGACAAGAGAUCUUAAUCGGGACGUGCCAGCCGAGGAAGAGUUAAUUGCUACACUUACGGAUGAACUUUUGACUGGUUCACAGAGAGAACAACGAAAAACGCCUAAAAGGUUGAAGCUUCCACCGGUUUCGCCACUCGCCAGCACAACCCAACCUACACAUGGCCGUAGACUUUUUCUCCCGGCUGACACGAAACUCCGGAUUGAGAAAUUCAAGGAUCGUGUCGCGGGAGAAACAGCGAUCAGCCAAGCAAACAUCAUGAUAGAAACACACCCACAAAAUGGCACAAAACAAGAAGCACUGGAAGCCACUCUGUUGCAAAGAAACAUUGAUUUCAAACUAAAAGACUUACAGCUGCUAUUCAGAAGGAUGUUGUUAUGUAUAACAAAGACGUUUAUUCCGUAAUACCAACUCUUGCUGAUGCUUAUGAAAACAGCAUCGUCAUAGUUGUUUUCCCACUGGUGGCUUUAACGGAAAACCAGGUUGUCUACAUAGAAGUAAGUGGAAGCCGCUGUGUUUACGCAAGUAAACAGCAAACACGAGGUGGGUACAUGUAUACAGAACGGACACUAUGACGGAUUGCUUUAAAAUAAUCUAUACGAUUGUGAGUCAUUGAUAUGUUAAAAUCGGAAUUAUCACUAUAUUUGAUUAUGUUUACAUAAGUGUAAAAAAAUAGUCAUGGAUGAAUUUCCAAAUACCGACAGUACAUUAAGAAUUGUCAUUUGCACCUCAGCAUUUGGCUUAGGAGUUAAUGUGCCAGACAUCAAUAUGGGUAUUCACGGUUGGGGCGUCAAUGACUAUUGAGGUGUUUAUGCAGGAAUUUGGAAGUGGUCGCGAUGGAAGAAGUGCCAUGUCUGUUUUGUACUAUCAUGGAACGGACAACAUCAAAACUUCAACAGAUGACAGAAUAUAU